Molecule: messenger RNA, 2049 nt
Organism: Medioppia subpectinata
Lineage: Eukaryota; Metazoa; Arthropoda; Arachnida; Sarcoptiformes; Oppiidae
Source: the annotation of a GenBank genome assembly
AUGGAACCGAUUUGCGAUCGAAUCGAAACUCUUCUGCAAAGCGACGGCUAUUUGCGUCUUCACGAGAAUGAGAUCAGAAGACGGUUUCGCGAAUUGACGCGAAUCGUCGCCGAGAUCGAGACUUCUGAGGGUUUGGACGCUUUCACGCGCAGUUACGAGAAGUACGGGAUUCACGUGAACGCCGACCACUCGGUCACGUGUCUGCAGUGGUGUCCGAACGCGCGCGCGUUGUAUCUGCGCGGCGACUUCAACCAAUGGCAGAUGAAGACGCACGCGUUCGAGCGUUUGGAGCACGGCAAGUGGAAGUUGGAGAUCGCGGCGGUGGACGGCGCGCCCGCCAUCGCGCACCUGUCCAAAGUGAAGCUGGUGGUGGAGACGCCGUCGGGGGAACUGCUGGACAGGUUGGACCCGUGGGCCACAUACGUGGUGCAGCCGCCGCGCGACUCCGGCAACACUCUGUUCGAUCACGUGUUCUGGAAUCCCGCGCAGAAGCACGUGUUCAAACACGCGAAACCGGCGGCGCCGCGCAACCUGCGCAUCUACGAGAGUCACGUGGGCAUCGCGUCGGCCGACUACAAAGUGGCCACUUAUCGGGAGUUCGCGGACAACAUAGUGCCGCGGAUCGCGCGCCAGGGCUACAACGCCAUACAACUGAUGGCCAUCCAGGAGCAUGCGUACUACGCGUCCUUCGGCUAUCAGGUGACGUCAUUCUUCGCCGCGUCCUCGCGCUACGGCUCGCCCGAAGACCUCAAGUACCUGAUCGACAGAGCGCAUGCGCUCGGCCUGUACACGCUGCUGGACAUCGUGCACUCGCACGCCUCGAAGAACGUGUUGGACGGCCUGAACGAGUUCGACGGCACGAACGGCGGUUAUUUCCACUCCUCGUCGCGCGGCUUCCACUCCCAAUGGGACUCUCGGCUGUUCGACUUCACGCAAUGGGAGACGAAGCGCUUUCUGCUCUCGAACCUCCGUUUCUACUUGAAUGAAUACCAGUUCGACGGCUUCCGCUUCGACGGCGUGACGUCAUUAUUGUAUCACUCGCACGGAAUCACUGACGGCUUCUCCGGCGACUACAACGAGUACUUCGGUCUCAACACCGACACCGAGUCCUUCAACUACCUGCAACUGGCCAAUCACGUGAUCCACCGCUUCCACCCCAACGCCACGACCAUCGCGGAGGACGUGUCGGGAAUGCCGGCGCUGUGUCGCCCCGUGGAGGAGGGGGGCGGGGGGUUCGACCUGCGCCUGGGCAUGGCCAUUCCCGACCUGUGGAUCAAGAUGCUGAAGCACCAGCGCGACGAGGACUGGGAUCUGGAGCUGAUUGUGCACACGCUGACCAAUAGGCGCUGGCAGGAGCGGACGGUGGCGUACGCCGAGAGCCACGACCAGGCGCUCGUCGGCGACAAGACGCUCGCCUUCUGGCUCAUGGACAAAGAGAUGUACGACUUCAUGUCACGUGUGUCUCCGCUCACGCCAAUCAUCGACCGCGGCCUCGCGCUCCACAAGAUGAUCCGUCUGCUGACGCACGCGCUCGGCAAGUGCGGGGAGGCGUGGCUCAACUUCAUGGGCAACGAGUUCGGCCAUCCCGAGUGGCUGGACUUCCCGCGCGUCGGCAACCAAGAGUCUUAUCAUCACGCGCGCCGCCAGUGGCAUCUGGUGGACGACUCGCAACUCAGAUAUUCAUUGUUGAACGCUUUCGACGCGGAAAUGAAUUUCUGCGAACAGAAACUCCAAUGGCUGUCGUCUUCGGGAGGCUGGGUGUCGACCAAACACCAGGAGGACAAAGUGGUGGUGUUCGAGAGGAACGGCGCGCUCUUCGUGUUCAACUUCCAUCACGAGAAGUCGUUCCCCGACUACCGCGUCGGUUGCCAUGACAGCGGCGUCUACCAGGUGGCGCUCAACUCGGACGAGCAGCGCUUCGGCGGCCACGACCGCGUCUCCAUGGAAACCCGGUUCCACACGUCGGGCCAGGAGUUCAACGGACGGCGCGAUUCCCUCUUAGUCUAUAUUCCUUCGCGCGUCGCUCUCGUGUUGGCGCGCGUCCAAUGA